Messenger RNA from Scylla paramamosain (green mud crab), 7768 nucleotides. It is a transcript of the gene Nbr, whose product is annotated as exonuclease mut-7 homolog. Gene Ontology annotation, biological process: nucleobase-containing compound metabolic process. NCBI's taxonomy places the organism in Eukaryota, Metazoa, Arthropoda, Malacostraca, Decapoda, Portunidae. The record is from RefSeq and is a predicted model, not a curated record. Gene Ontology annotation, molecular function: nucleic acid binding; 3'-5' exonuclease activity. Bases 458 to 3058 code for a protein of 866 amino acids. The transcript has 5 exons.
CUUGUAACUAGGAACUGUUUGGUUUACGGGGAAAAAAAAAAGAAAAAAAAGUUGCCGCCUACCACCAAACUACGCCUUCGCUUCUCUUUCCUGAAACUGUACGUCAUCGUGAUGAGGCCGAGUCACGCUGGAAUAAGAACUACUCAUGAUAACAAACGAAUUCAGGGAAACAGGAAUUAUGAUGCAAUCUCGCAUCAGAGAUCAAUGACCUGACAACAAAAUACGCAUUUACAAAUAGGGAGGCAAGAAAAGGCCCCCCUUAAAAAUCUGGGCAUACACGUUUUCUGUGGAACAUACAAGUGUUAUAAUUUCAGUUUCCAUCUUAAAUAUUUGCAUAAUACGAGGGCUAACACGGCAGGAGUGUUGUUACUCCAGGUCUGGACGAUACGAUUAGGCAAAAAUUCACAGAAUUAUCGAUAUUGCACCCGUCUCCUCUCUUCAUUCGUCUCCUCCAAGGAUGAGAGAACUGCCAUACACGCCUUCUCCAGCAUGGUGUAAGAGGUGGUAUGUUGGUGGCACUGUCUGGCAGUUCUCUCGCGGUCCCGAUGAGUGUUACACGACGCUGCGCAGACUCGUUGGUGUGGAAAGCAUGAGAAACAUGGAGACUUGCACGUUGACUUCAGAUGAAGAGUAUUCAUCAUUCUCCACAACGGUCCUCAAUCUUUUUAAGGAGAACAAGAAAGAUGAGUUCAAGAAACAUCUUAGGGAAUACCUUGCCCGGUCCUCUGACCCAUACAGGGCUGUUGUGGUGUGCAUCAAACUGUGCCCAGGUCUGUUCAACUCCAAGAGCAAUACUUGUCCUGCAAACAUACUUGUGGAGCUGGAGAGGUACACAGGAGAAAGUAACAACAAGGAGAAGUUCAGCCACUGCCUUACGGAAGACCUACAGGUUGAGGCCUAUGAGAUUGCUAUACACCAGAAAAAUACUGGUGUGAUAAGACUUUUUGUCAGAUGCUUCCAGCUUGUAAAGAUAAAGGAUUUUCUCAUACCUCUCUUGAGAACAGAGUUAAAUGCUGACUUGAAGAGAGUGUGUCUCAUGGCUACUCUCCUUGGUGUACAGAACCACUUCUCAACAUCAGAAUUGAUAUUGCCCCUGUUUCUGACUAACCACCUCUCAGAUGCAGAUGAAUUCUUGGGGUCAAGUCCCUUCCAUCAGAAGGAACUGGUGCUGCUCCUUGAUGGUCUGCUGGGGGAAGAAGCUUGUUCCUCAGACCCUCCAAAAUCUCAGGCAAAAAAUGUGAAGAACAUGAGGGACCCGAAAGUUAUCUGUGAUACCAUAGGAAAACUUCUGAAAAAGUUUGACUUCAGUUCCUCCAUGUGUCCUCAUUUUAUGAGAUACAGGGCUUUAGGGGGAUUACGUUUUAUGUUUUAUAAGUAUUACAUUGCCAAGGAUAUGCCAAAAUCUGCAUUCUACAGCUUGAUUAAUGAUACAGUCAAGGAACAUCCAGAUAUUUCAUCAGAUUUACUAAAACUCUUCAUUAGAUAUAUUGACUUUGAAGGAGCCAUAUAUUAUGUUGCAAAACUAAACCUCUCAGAAGAUGAUACCCCUGAUGAGGUGAUAGAACACAUGAGAAUGUAUCCUGACCUGCUGGAGGCAAGCAAACACUAUGUAGUUGAAGGUCAGCUGCCAUAUGAUGCAGAUGAGGAAGAAACCAGUGGAUGCUACUCCCUCACUGUGUCAGAAGAAGACAUCAUCCUUGUCGACACCAUUGAAGAGUUUGAGAUGUGUGCCGGUCACCUCAAGGCCAGUCCACUGCUGAGUGUGGAUGCAGAGUGGAAGCCCACCUUUGGCACUGGCCCAGUGGAGCAUGCAGCUCUUCUUCAAUUUGCCACAGCCACAAAGGUGUUUCUUCUUGAUCUCAUUGUGCUCCAGCCAUUACUGAAGGAUUGUCACUGGCAGAGUAUUGGGCAGUUGUUUGCUAAUCCAGAGAUCCUAAAGUUGGGCUAUGGGAUCAGGAGUGAUUUCAAGGUUCUGAGUAAUUUGCAUGAGGAGAUGAAAAGGGGUAUCAGUUGUGCUAAAAAAAUCACAGAUCUGAACAUAACAAAAGGCAUUCUGUUGGAGAGAUAUCCCAACAUUUUUGUUUACUCAGAGGAGAAGCACAAAGGCUUGAGUGACUUAGUCUACCGUUGCUUUGGAAAACCACUUGACAAGAGAGAAGGAUUUUCUAAUUGGGCUGCCAGACCUCUCAAUAAAUCCCAAGUCAUAUAUGCUGCUGGAGAUGUCAGGAGUCUCAUUGAUAUUUACAAUUACCUGAAUGAGAGAGCCAAGGAACUGGGUGUUAGUGACUGGAUUAAUUUGGAGCACAAAGGAUCCUCUGGAGAAAAGAAAAAAACAGUGCCUCCAAAAGAAGGGGAACCAAAGAAUGAUGUUCAGGAGAAACAGAGGAAGAGGCAGCAACCAAUCAACGCAUCAGAUUUUGUUGUUAUAUGUGACAACAUGUUGCAGGGCCUCGCUAAGAAGCUACGUUCCUGUGGUGUGGAUGCAGAGGCUCUGGAGAAUGAGGAAAGCUGGGAUCGGUGCUACAGGUACUAUGAGAGGGAGAGGAGAACGGUGCUUACCCGAGGAAACAACUACCACAAGCUGAUAAAGUACAUUCCAGCACAGUUUGUGUACAGCGUUCAAAGUGAGCUAGUUCAGGAACAGCUGGAAGAGGUAAUAGAGGCCUUCAGUGUCAAGGUAACAUUGAAAGAUGUGUUUGCUCGGUGCUCAAAGUGUAACUCAAAAAAGUACAUAGUAGUGCCUUCAUCAAUAAUAAGUGCCAUGCAGAGUGGUGUCACCAGCAGGAGUGAGGCUCGAGGUGGCUGGGUGGAGUGUGAGGGAGGGGAUGUCAAUGUGCUGAGUGGCUACACCGGCACUGGGGUGCGAGUGCGAUUUGAGUCGGUGCCGGUGGCAGUGGUGGAGACUAAUGAUCCAUUUUACAUAUGUUAUGUUUGUGGCAAGUGUUAUUGGGAAGGAUCACACCACAAGAAAAUACUCAGUGGGAGGCUGAAAGACAUUGUGCUUGGUGAUGAUGAGGGCAGUGCAGUGAGGAACACACCUGGUGACAAGACCACUUGAUUAAUGCUCUGCCUUCAGUGGACAAAAUGCUUCUAGUGGUGUGGCGUGUGCCUGAGGGUGUGGCACGUAUGACUCUUUCUUAAGAGUUACAGGAACAAAAAAAUUCAGUGCAGUAUUUUUGUAAGUAGUGAACCAAAUAAUAUUUUGAAGAUAUUUCAUCCAUGACUUUUUUUCUAUAUGAACAGUAGUGAUUAUUUUUCUCACCUAUGUUGCAGGAGAUAAUUUUUCCUUAUAUACUUCCGCAUUUCUUUCAUAAUGUUUGCUGCAUAGCUUCUCAGAUAUAUUUGAAACCAGAUUUUUAAUGUUGUUUCAUCCUUUCUGCAAAUUUCAUAAAGGAUUUUGUUCUGUACCUGCUCAUUACUGUAAUUGCUUUUUAUUCAGGAAUUGCAUUUUUUAUUAGGGUGUUUUCAACUUUUUAAAGAUGACAACCAUUUAAAUAGCCACACUUUAUCUUAUUUUGGUAAUCAAAUGGUUCUCUUUUUCCAUUAUAUUGGAAAUAUUUAGUACCUGUCCAUGUGGUAGACAGACUUAGGUUAUUUAUGUAAUUUUGAACUGUAUUUUUUUAUAGAAAUAUUCCACUCUGACACAUUGUCUGUACAGCAUGUUAGAUAAUCACAAGUUUAGCCUUCAAGGCAUGUAUGGUAAUGCAAGCAAAGACUAAUUUUCCAUAUAGUGACAACAUUGACAAAGGUUCAAACAGAAUACGUGUGCAGUUUAUCAGGAUUAGAGCACAAUUAGUACAUAUAUCUACUUGUACUGGUUCUGAAUAUACCUUUCAAUAGCUUUAAGUACUUUGGGAUGAUCAGGAAUGUCAUGCUGAAUUGAAUGGCAAGAAGUGUUCAUGACCAGUGUCAUAUCUUUAGCAUUGUAGUGUCCUUGCUGCCUUCACAUCUCUUGGCUCUGGGUUACUGUGGAGUGAUUGUAUUGCGAAGCCAAUGGCAGUCACCCAGUCAUGGAGGGUUAAGCACAGUUAAGGAGGGUGUAGCACGAUCUUUCUACACCAGAAGUACAGAUAUGAGAACGUGAAUCAUGUGAGUUCUGAACAUUACUCAGCAGAAAGGUACAAGUCUCUGCUAUAUUUUAUUUGCUUAAGUAAGAUAGUGUUGCAUGAUACACUAUCCUUCACAGCAGGUGACUUCAGUUAUCUCUUCUUGCUGCUGAUGUUAAGCUUGCCUCCUUGCAUGUUUUCUUGCCUUUCAUGAUGGAGAAUGAGGAGGAGGAAUGGGAGAGAGGGAUGCCAGAUGUAAGGAACAAAAAGCCUUUGUCCUUGAGGGAGGAGAAGGAGCCUGACUGUGACUUGGUGCUGAUGAGGUUCUAGAAAACUGGGUCAUCCUCUUUCAUAGAAGACAAGGAAGAGGUAGAGGAGGUUGGAGAGGUUAAAGUUUCUUUGGGUCAUCCUCAAGAUUCCUAAAGCUAGGCAAGAGUUUUCUGGAGGAGACAGUCAGAGUACCUGUAAACCUUUGCAGCAGUCUCUUGUGGUAAAGUGGCUGGCAGGCUGCUGGGGAAGCUUUACUCAUAAUGCUCUGGAAUCUGGCUUGUGAGUUUGUUGUGCACUAUAUCAUGGGUGAAAAGACUUAUCACCAUUUCCAUCAGUGCUUAGUGUGUGCUGUCCACCUCCACACCGUCCCUUCAUUUCAUCACCACCUUCAUCCUCUCUGCCAGCUGCCUCUGAGCCCUGUCCAACCUCUCAGUUUCCUGCAAUAGGUGACUUUCCCUGACCAGUUCCUCCUUUGUGCUUUACUGGUGAGCACCUAUCUCCUGCACUGCCUUGAAGUGUCCACCCACUCCUUCCUCCUGGCAUCUCACAUGCUGAUCCUGCAAGGCUGUGGAGACACCAAGGGACUGCUGCACUUGAUUCACAAGUUGUUCUAAGGCUGUUUCCAUCUCACAGUGCCUCUCACCCAGACACUGCAAGGUUCCCUCCAGCUUCCCAACACACACACACACACACACACACACACUGAGUAUAUAUGCAUACUCACAUACAACUAAUUUGCAUUUUGUGUGCCAAAGAAUGUAAAACAUGGGGUUUAAUAAUUCUAUGUAGUGGUAAUUUUUCUCUUUUGUGAUCUACUGAAUUUUAUUGCAAAGUUUAAAUAACAUUUGCUGACACCUUUCUAAUGCAAAAGUUAACCAGUAUUUUCAGUCAUUCAUUCCUUUCUCUGGUAAACUCUGGAACUCCCUGCCAGCUUCUGUAUUUCCACCUUCCUAUAACUUGAAUUCCUUCAAGAGGGAGGUUUCAAGACACAUCCUUCAAUUUUUGUCUACUGCUUUCGACCCUUUUCUGGGACUGGCAUCUCAGUAGGUUUUAUUUAUUUUUUUAUUGGAUAUUUGUUGCCCUUGGACAGUGUCCCUCCUACAUAUAUAAAAAUAAAAAAAAAAAGGUAAAUCCUGAAGUGUGGGCAUGUUUGUGGACUAACAGGUGACACAUAUGCAUCAAAAGGAUUCUUGACAUAAAAUAGAACAUGAGAAUUGUUUUGGCUAUGAUAUAAUAAUACAAAGCUGCUGCUUCCUACUGUUUCUUUACCUAAUAGACUCACCCAGUAUCAUUAAUGCAGGAUGUUUUUAACAUUAGCUCUAUGCUUGGGAAGAUUAAGGCCAGUUGUUGUGUCUACCCUUAUAAACACUGAACACAAUUGAAGAAUCCAAACUAAAUAUUACAGAAAGAGAACUGGGUAUCUUUGGUAAUACUGACUCCAGCAUGGGGCAUCAGUCAAUGGAGAUGGAUGGGUGGAGCUGUGCAUGUCACCUAUAGCCACACUCAUAACCAGGGUAACAAACACACUGGUGCCAGAUAGCCACUGACAAAAGAUGUUAUUUUUCUAUCUCGACUCAUGCCUGAAUUAUUUGUUAUUUUGGUUAUUUGGUUAUGUGCUCUCCAAAUGCAUAAUAGGACAGUUCUCAAAGUGCAUAGAAAUAAAAAAAAAAUUUAAAAAGUUAAAAGUGCUACAAAAAACAUGGAAAAAAAAAAAAAAAAAUGAGAGGAAAUUAACAAUGGCUGCAAACUAAAGAAAAUACAUGAAAAUAACUAUGGCACUCACUAUCCUGGCUAAAGCACCUCCAUAGAAAAAAGGAUGAGUGCUUCUUUUGAUUUCAUUUUCAAAUCUUGGUGGAAUAUUAAAAGAAGCUAUAAAUGUGUACAGAUUAUCUGUUUUCUUAAAAAUAAUUCUUGCUAACAUACACAUCAUUUAGGGGUUGAUACAAAGGCAAUUUUUAUACCACUCAUUGUGUGUUUGAAGUUAAGUAAAGUCAAGUUUGCAUCUUGGUGGACAGAGUUCCUCGUAACUAACUCUCACACUUUUGCUUUCCAUCCAAUGUUUAAGCCUCUGUAGCUUGAAAGUGUGUGUGUGUGUGCAUUAGAAAAGAAGAGAUUAUAUUUUGUUUGUAUAUUUAUAUUUGUGUUUCUUUAGUAGAUAAUGUAUGCAAGUAUACGGCAUGUAUUUAUAUGUGUGUGAAAGGCAAGAUGAUCUAAGGCAGACACUUGAGGGUGAAGGCAACAGCGAAAGGUGAGAUGGAAUGCUGACCAGAUUGUGUUGAUUGACAGUGAGAGUGUACAGACAGUACUAGAAGACAGACACACUAGCAUUGUACUACACCAACAUUACAUGUAUACAUGAAACCCUCACAGUUGCCGAUUAAAUCAUAAUAAUGUAUCUGUUUUUUGUCAUGAACUAUGCUUAUGUAAUUGCUCAUCAGAUCAAGGGCUUUCUGCAGUUUGUACAUACAGACAAUAAAAUUCUGCAACAUUGGACAAAUUAAAGGAAGGUAAAAUUUUAAACUUCAUCCAUGCUUCAGAAGCUGUGGAAAGAUAUUAGUCAUGGCUGUAAUUCACUGCAUAUAGAACUUGUGGCAAGUAUGUUUUGCUGCUCACCAGGAUUUUAGUGGGUGUAAAUUACUUUAUGUAUCAGUCCUUCAAUACCAGUCCCUUAAGGAAUAUUUUUUCUACUUAAGCUACAGUAAGUCUUUGUACCAGCAUUCUAAAGGACUGCCCUGGUGGUGAGUACAGUUUGUGGUGACACUUUGCAGUAGGGAUUCACAGCAUCAUUUAUCAAGACAAGAUAUUUGUAACCUGGUUUUCUAUAUACUCACUCAAUAUGGUCAGGGUAUAUUGGAUGUAUUCUGAGAUGGACAGACAGUUUGAUUGUCUACAUAUAUGAAAGAAGGAGAGAUGUUUUCUUAACUUAAAAAUGAAUCUUCUACUGUACACCAUUUUCAUGAAUAAGCUUAUUUUCUGUCAAGAAUUCAUGUAUGAGUUAAAAAGACAUAUAUGCACCACAGCACCAUGUGUACAAGUGUGGGACAGUUAUAACAUCUGGAGAAAAAAAAAAAAAUUUAAGAGAUGAAAACUAGUGUUUCAAAUAAUAUAAGUAGUGAAAUAUCAGUUUUCCUGUAAUUAAAUAUAUUUUGUCUUAAUUUUGAAUAUGUGUUGUGAGAUCUCAAAGUCCAAGAGGUUAUCCUAAGAAAAAAUUGUUUCUGAAAAUGUAACAAAGUAGUUGUGCUGGACAAAAGUACUUGUGUCUUAACACUACUUUCUUAGUCACUACUUUGAAAAUUGCAACUCUAGUUCAAGGCACCUACAAGAGAAGCAUAAAUGUCUUACCACCAGCAAGUUUGGUAGGUCUUCUCAUAGUACACUGGCUUGUAGGUUCUUGAAGAAUAUUGUUGAUGAUAAUGCUGCUUUUAUAGUGAAAUAUAUAUAAUUGAUCUUCA